Molecule: messenger RNA, 2565 nt
Organism: Stylonychia lemnae
Lineage: Eukaryota; Ciliophora; Spirotrichea; Sporadotrichida; Oxytrichidae
Source: the annotation of a GenBank genome assembly
AUGGCAUAGAGACAACCACCUAAGAAAUCAGGUACCGCUUAAUCGCAAAUGGGAGCUUCUCAACAGCAAUAGCCACUCUCAACAACUUUGGGCUAGCAGCCAAGAUCAGCUGGAGGACAAUAGCAAGAACAAGAAUAAAAUCAAAGCACUGCUAUGACUGGAGUCACCUCUGGGAAUUCCUCUGGAUCAGUUGAAGAACUAGACGUAUAUGGUGAAGUCCCAUAAGCUCGUUUUGGACAUACCAUCACUCUAGUCAGUAAAACCAAAGUUGUGCUUUUUGGAGGUGCUACAGGUGAUACUGGCAAGUACUCAAUGACUGGUGAGACUUACUUGUUCAACAUUCUAACUAAAACCUGGCAAAAACUCAAUGUAAAAGGAGUGCCCCCAUCACCAAGAGCUGCUCACUCUUCAACUAAUGUGGAAUAGAUGCAAAUGGUAGUUUACGGAGGAGCCACUGGAGGUGGAAGCUUGGCUUCUGAUGACUUAUACUUACUUGAUAUGAGAAAUGGUGAGGAGAAUGCUCAAUGGAUGAUUGUCCCAGUGGUAGGAUCAACACCAGGAAGAAGAUAUGGUCACACAAUUAUCUUUUCUAAGCCACAUUUGCUUGUAUUUGGAGGUAACACUGGAUAAGAGGCAGUUAAUGAUGUGUGGUGCUUGAGUGUCGAGAAAGCCCCAUUCUCCUGGAUAAAGCUUGACUGUGGAAAAGAUAACCCAGCAGUCAGAGUUUACCAUUCUGCAGCAUUGUGCUAAACUGGCAGUGCUACUGGCAUGAUGGUAGUCUUCGGUGGCAGGACUUCUGAUUAAAGCUCAUUAAACGAUAGCUGGGGACUUAGAAGACAUAGAGAUGGUAGAUGGGAUUGGGUUAAGGCACCAUACAAAGCAACUGGAGAGUAGCCAACACCAAGAUAUCAACACUCAACUCUUUUCUUGGGACCUCUUAUGAUGGUUAUUGGAGGAAGAACUAAUCAGGUUGGUGAGAUUGUACCUCUUGAAGUAUACGAUACUGAAUCUUCAGAGUGGUACAAGUUCAACUCUCUCUAGAGAUUUAGACAUGCUUGCUGGUCAGUUGACGCUAAUGUUUACGUACACGGUGGCUUUGAGCAUGAAACUCCUAACAUUCCAAUUAACAUUAUCGCUAGAAUUGAUUCUUACAAGCUUUUCCAUAAGCACGAGCACCUCGUUCAAAAGAUAAAGCCAAUUGAGUCUAAAACUAAGGACAAGGCUAACGGAAAGGAUCAAAUCAAGAAGAAUGCAGGCCCUAACAUCGGCAAUAUGGGACAAGAAAGAGAAUUUAGACUUGCUACCCAAGCUCAUAUCGCUAUGAGUUACCCAGGAUAAGGAGAACAACCAGUAGAGGAUUUCUCAAUGCUCGUCAGACAAAUAUCAAUCGAUAAACUUCAAGAAGAGCCAAAGAAAUUAGGACCAGGAUUCAAAAAUCAAAUUUCAGUUAAUAAGAAUCCUCAUGAAGCAUUAUACAGACUUUUCCUGAUAGCCCUGUUAAAGCCCAAAGACUUCACAUUGCCUCCUUGGGGAUCAAAGUUCCCUCUAAAGAGAGAGGACAUUAUUGAGCUUGCUACUGAAUGCAUCAAUAUCCUCGCAAUUCAGCCUACAGUUAUUAAGGAUCUAAAACCCCCCAUUAAGAUCUUUGGAAAUCUUCAUGGAAAUUAUGCUGAUCUUAUGAGAUUCUUUGAUAUUUGGAAAGCACCAUCAGAUAACGGAGACAUCAGUGGAUACGAUUAUGUAUUCCUAGGAAAUUAUGUUGACAGAGGAGCUUAUAACCUUGAAACUAUCUGCUUGCUCAUGGCUCUCAAACUUAAGUAUCCCAGACAGAUAUUCCUUAUGAGAGGUAAUCAUGAAGAUAAAAACGUUAAUAAAUACCUUGGUUUCGGAGAGGAAUGUGCUAAGAGACUUGGUGAGGAUAUUAACAUGUCAAAUAGUGUCUUCGCUAAGAUCAACGAGAUGUUCGAGUAUUUACCUCUAGCUGGUAUUGUGUGCGACAAAGGUACCUAAAACAAGGUAUUCUUAGUUCACGGUGGUAUCGGCUCAUCAGCAAUGAAAGUAGAGGAGAUCGAGAAAAUACAAAGACCUAUUCAGAUUAACCUAGGAGAAAUCACUACUCCUGAGCAAUAAUUAGUCGUCGAUCUACUUUGGAGUGAUCCUACAGACAGUGAAGAGGAAAUGGGCAUAAUCCCUAAUCAAAUUAGAGAUCCUCUAGGACAAAACAAUAUAAUGAAAUUUGGCCCUGAUCGCGUUGAAAAAUUCUUGAAAACUAAUGGUAUGAGUAUGAUCUUAAGAUCUCAUUAAGUAUGCCCGGAUGGUAUUGAUAGAUUCGCAGGUGGGUAAUGUAUCACUAUCAAUUCAUGCACAGACUAUUGCAAUAAGUAUAAUAAUGAUGCCAGUUUUAUAAUACUACAAAAGAAAAUCAUCGUUUCUACUAAGAUCAUCAAGCCUGCUUAGAACUCAAAAAUCAACUGGAUUGAAACAAGUCAGAUUCCAGAAAGUGCUAAUUCCAGCGUCAGAAGACCAUUAACACCCCUUAGGAUCACUAAAUCUGCUCCAUAAUGA